Periconia digitata is the source of this 1383-nucleotide messenger RNA. The record is from the annotation of a GenBank genome assembly. NCBI's taxonomy places the organism in Eukaryota, Fungi, Ascomycota, Dothideomycetes, Pleosporales, Periconiaceae.
GCCAUAGACUCAGUCGCCAUGGCGGCUUUCAUCUACAACUCGCAGCUUGAUGCAUUUACUCUAUACCACAUCGUAAACGAGCGGGAAGAACCGCGCAAAAGCAUAAUAGGCCCUGCUCUGCCUGCACUCGGGCAUGCCUUGUCCGGCGCGAGUGGGACUGCCAUUUCGAAGCUCGUAACAUAUCCUUUGGAUCUCGUUAUAACCCGGCUGCAGGUGCAAAAGCAGUUCCAGACCGACGAUGAAGAAGCGCAAUACAAGGGCAUACUGGAUGCAGUCGAGAAGAUAUAUUCACGGGAAGGUGGCGUUCGCGCAUUCUACUCAGGGGUGGUGCCCGAGACUCUGAAAGGCGUUGCAGACAGCUUCCUAUUUUUCCUCGGAUACACAUACAUUGGGCAGAAGAGAAGGAAUGCAUUGGGGUCAACAAAACUGUCAGCUCUGGAUGAAAUCGGCAUUGGCGUGGUAGCAGGCGCUAUAUCCAAGCUGUUUACGACGCCCGUGCAAAAUGUUGUGACACGGAAACAGACGGCUGCACUCAUGGCAGCACGAGACCCUGCGUCUGCAACGUCCCGCAACAUCACCCUCAAAGACAUCGCACUGCAGAUUCGCGACGAGAAAGGGCUGCAGGGUUUCUGGUCCGGAUAUUCAGCGAGUUUGGUUCUCACACUCAAUCCUUCCAUUACCUUCCUUCUACACAAGGUGCUUCUUCGAUUGCUCGUGUCUAGAGACCGGAGAUCGGACCCAGGCGCGCAGACUACCUUUCUUAUAGCUGCCAUCAGCAAGGCUAUGGCAUCUACGAUAACAUAUCCCUUCUCGCUCGCAAAGACACGUGCACAAGUGUCAUCGCAGAAGCCGUCCCAGAAGUUUGGGCAGACUUCAGAAACCGAAAAGAUGAACGAUGCCAGCAAGACACGUGCAGCGCGAGCCAGACAGCGAACCGUCUUCAGCACCAUCUUGCGCAUAGCUCAGACUGAGGGCCUGGCUGCUCUCUAUCAAGGUCUGGGUGCUGAAGUAUUGAAAGGUUUUUUCUCACAUGGCAUCACCAUGCUCAUGAAAGAUCGUAUUCAUACCAUGAUCAUCAACCUGUAUUAUCUGGUGUUGAAAUCACUCAAAGAGUAUCCUAGCCCGGAAGAGCUGGCAAAGUUGGCCUCGGAGCAGGCGAAAGAGGCAUACGAGCGAGGAAAAGAGGGGGCCGAGGGUGUAUAUGCACAAGGGGCUGAUGCUGCUGGAACUGCUACCGCGAAGUUGCAAGAUGCUGUCUCGGCUGGGUCACAUCGGGCAGAGGAACUGCUUGUCAAAGGCAAGGAGGUGGCUAGUAAUGCGACCGGCGAGCUAAAGGAGAAGUUGAUGGACGCUCGCGUAGAUCACAAGACCGGUAAAGAUUGA